Molecule: messenger RNA, 2343 nt
Organism: Aspergillus calidoustus
Lineage: Eukaryota; Fungi; Ascomycota; Eurotiomycetes; Eurotiales; Aspergillaceae
Source: the annotation of a GenBank genome assembly
AUGAGUGCUGGCAAGGAAUCACCUCCUUUGCGCCGUGGGGAUAGCGGGGAUCCUGACCCAAUUUCCGAGCGGUUGCCUUCAGUUACCAUGGACUCUCCUGGACCGGAUCUAGAAGGGAACAGCUCGCCUCGGAGGUCUCGCGCGGCGAUACUAUCAGACGAUGGAUCAAUGGCCUCCAAUCGAGCACAGCACCCCGCCAGUCUCUCCUAUACCAACAUGAGAGCUGGAUCUGGGGAGCUGCCGGAUGACUAUGCCAUGAGUGCCGUGAGCGAUCAAGCUGCUGAGUUUAUGCCCUCGGAUCAGCCUCAACCAGGCUCUCCACAACCACGAAAGGCCCCUCCGCGGCAUAGGUCUGGCACCUCGCGCAGUCGCCCUCUCAGCCGAGCAGCAGUGGACAACUGGACCGGAAAAGCAGUUGCUGGUGGCAGCGAGUCUCGGCUGCGGUAUUCUGUAAACUCAACGGAUGAUGCGAGGGCCGGCGAUACUGGGCCUUCCCGCUUGCAGCAACAACAGCAAUUUUUCCGCACGAGUCCAAUCUCGAAUGACGACCGGUUUUCCGCUGGCGCAAGCCGCCGACCUGAUGAAACUGGCCCGUCAUCGAGGGCAUCCGGCGAAACGACAGAGAAUUCAAGCUACGGCCAAAAGUCUGCAGGACGCCUGGACAACGAUCAGACGUCCACUGGAGGAUCUAAUGUGGUUGACGGAGAAGAGCAGCUGACCAAUAACAUCCGCUCAAUCUAUGCCGGUCUUCUCAUGGUGGAAGAGAAAUGCAUCGAAUACAUCAAAAUCCAGUCCCAAUCGAAGAAAGAAUUGUCCCCGCAGCAAUGGCAGAAGUUGAUCCUCGUACAUCGAUAUCUCCUGCAGGAGCACCAUGACUUUCUGCUGGCUACACAGAACCCCGUUGGGGAUCCUUUUUUAAAAGGUCUCGCUCAAAAGUACUCUAUGCCAGCUCGGUUAUGGCGCCAUGGGAUUCAAGCUUUGCUUGAGUUACUGCGUCGUCGACUUCCUAGCUCCUCGGAGUACAUGCUGACAUUCAUACAUCUUGCUUACUCUAUGAUGACUCUCCUCUUAGAGACUGCUCCUGCUUUUGAAGAAAGUUGGAUUGAGUGUCUUGGUGACAUCGCAAGGUACCGCAUGCUCGUUGAAGAAGCUGAUUUCCGUGAGCAGGAAGUCUGGGUUAGAAUUGCAAGAUAUUGGUACAAUGAAGCUGCGGAUAAGAACCCGGACGUUGGUAGAAUCCAGCAUCAUCUUGCGGUCCUAGGCCGUCCAGAUAUUGUGCAGCAGCUAUUCUACUACACCAAAUCCCUGGUAUGCAACCGCCCGUUCGAUGGAACCAGGGAAAGUAUAUUCCUCAUCUUUAAUCCAAGCCUGAAAGGCUCAAGAACUGCUCAUCAUCUUCCGGGGGUAAUAACAGCCUUUGUGGCUGCGCAUGGCUACCUUUUUACAGGAGAACUUUCAGGCCAAUUCACGAGCACUUGUGACGAAUUCCUUUCGUCCUUGUCACAGUAUGCGAAUCGAAUGGGUUCCGCAUUCAAGGUGCAUGGAGUCUACAUCGUUUCUUGCAACUUUGCUGCUGUUCUCGAAUAUGCAGCUCCCCGUGCGCUUCUUCCUGACGAGUUUCGCGGGAUCAGUACUCAAUCAAAGUCUGUGGAAGACAUUUAUCUAUGGUCUCACCGAUACUGGACCCCGGUCGGCGAUCUCAAAACCAUAGAGUCCGAUUUUCUUGCUUCCCGAGAUUCCAAAACUAUUUCGCCGCUCCUUUUUCAUGGCUCAUGCUUGGCGUUUCAGACAUUGUCCAUCAUGCUCGGCCAUAUCGGCAACAAAAACAUAUUUCCCUCGUUGCACAUAUCGCUCGCCUUUCUCUGGUGCUUAACACGAACUCCCAGCGGCAUGAAACAUGUUGAGGUUGUGGUGCCCUGGAAGCAGAUUGCCGGAUUUCUCAACACCCUGAUCCGCAACUUUACAGAUUUCGCCCUUGUUGAAGCACCGGGUUUUCCAAUUCAAAACGAAGACAAAUGGCUGCCAGAGGACUUUCUUAUCCGUGGCCAGGUUUGGAGUCAGGGGCUUUAUCCUGCAGGAUUCUUUAUCAAUGCGCCGAACGCAGACGAGGGUCGGAAUCUAGAACCGCCGUCCCGAGAUCUCUCGAGGAUGCACAGGUGCUUGUGGCAUGGAGUUAGACUUGCCAAGUUCAACCGCUGGAUGACAUAUGAUUCAGAGACCCAAAGAUUCUCGGCCACUGAAUUUGCUUCGAAGCUAAACGAGCUGGCGCAGCUACAUAGCCCGUUUUACGGCAAGGGGUUACAGCAAAGACCCAGCACUGAUGUGGAAAUGCAUACCAGCUGA